GCAGGAGGACACCCGGGACUCGGUCUCAGCCACCGCUGGGGCGCGAGGUCGUCCGGAAAGUUCGCUGGAGACUAGUGCAACUUUUCCCGGGGCCUCCCUCCGGAUCCCUGGAACCGGAGAAUUCCCGUCAGCGAAUGAGCGUCGGGGAGCAGGCCGGUUCCGGCCGUCCCCGGUUGGGGGACUAUCCCUUCGACCCUGCACAGCCCCCUAGGCUAGCCCUUUCCCUAGGUUACCACCAGGACCACUUUGCCCCAGUUUCAGCCCAGAGCUUGUCAGAUGGGACAAACUUCAAACGCUGACCUUUUACACAGCGGGAGUUGAGGCCGCUACUCCACUGCCCUGACCCUCUCUAGUUCAUCGUGUGCGCCUAGCCUGGGAUCGCCUGACCUCCUUCUGCUGUCAGGCUCCAAGGAGGGAGAGGUGACCAGUCAUUACAGGAGCCAGACCUCUUCCCACAGACUACGGAGUUUUAGGGAGAGCCUUCCUGGGGGCUGGGAGGCCUCCCAAGGUGGGGGGUGGGUGUGUUGUGACAGAAGACUCCGCCCCCACAGCCUAGCAGGGGGUCACUUGUUGCUGAGAUGCAGCUAGCUCCCAACGCAGCAAUCCGGCGCCGGAGACCAACCCCUGCCAUGCUGUUCAGGGUCUCAGAGCACUCCUCACCAGAGGAGGAGGCCUCCCCCCACCAGAGAGCUGCAGGAGAGGGGCACCACCUCAAGUCGAAGAGAUCCAACCCCUGUGCCUACACACCCCCCUCGCUGAAAGCUGUGCAGCGCAUUGCUGAGUCUCACCUGCAGUCCAUCAGCAACUUGAAUGAGAACCAGGCCUCAGAAGAUGAUGAACUGGGAGAGCUACGAGAGCUGGGUUAUCCAAGAGAGGAAGAGGAGGAUGAGGAUGAAGAUGAUGAAGAAGAGGAGGAGGAAGAAGACAGCCAGGCUGAAAUCCUGAAGGGCAGCAGAAUGUCUGCUGGGCAGAAGACAAACUAUGGCCAGGGUUUGGAGGGGCCCUGGGAACGCCCACCCCCUCUGGAUGAGUCCCAGAGAGAUGGCAGCUCUGAGGACCAAGUGGAAGACCCAGCACUACAUGAGCCAGGGGAUGAGCCUCGGCGCCCUGCCCCACCUGAGCCUGGCACAUAGGUCCUCAGCCCUGCAUCUCCCAGGAGGAUGUGGAGGGGGCAUCACUGUUGUCCAGAAACCCACUCUGUCCCCAUCCUGUUUUGUAUCCUUCCCCUUACCUGCUAGGGCUGCGGCUUCUGACUUCUAGAAGACUAAGGCUGGUCUUUGUCUGCUUGUUUGCCCAUCUAUGGCUAAUACCCAGAGAACCUGGGCACUUGCCGCCCAACGUCUUCCCCUGCCAGUCAUUUCCCUAGUGGGAGGUGGGAUAUGAGAGCUCAGACUGGAAAAUCCAGGAAACCCGCCAGGUAUAAUCUCAUGCCUGUAAUCUUAGCACUCUGGGAGGCCAAAGCAGGUGGAUUGCCUGAGCUCAGGAGUUCAAGACCAGCCUGAGCAAGCGCAUGACCCCAUCUCUAUUAAAAACAGAAAAACUAGCUACUUCGGAGGGUGAGGCAAGAGGAUUGCUGGAACCCAAGAAUUUGAGCUUGCUGUGAGCUAUGAUGAUGCCAUGGCACUCUACCCAGGGCAACAGAGCAAGACUCUUGUCUAAAAAAAAAAAGGAAAAAAAAGAAAAGAAAAUCCAGGAAACCAGGAACAUGGAUUUGUCCUUCACAAUUCUACUCCUCAGAUCCUCUCCCCUGGGCACAGGAGUCCCACAGGGCAGGACCCUAAGAUUUGGGGAAGGAAGGUACUGAGGACCUGUAGGUACCCUUAGAUCCACCUCCAUCCCCUCUCCUAUGGGAGAUUUGAAGUCAUCACCCGUCUCCUCACGGGCUUGUACCAGGACCCAGGACUCAGGCAUCUUACACAGCCUCAACAUUUUGGAAAUCUUCCCCUUAUUACCCCUGCUCUUCGUGGGUGCCUGGAAGAUGGACUGGCAGAGGCUGCUUUGUUGCAUUUUGUGUGUGCUUUGAUGCUGGGAAUGCCGCCUAGUAUACAUCCUUGGGGGAGUACGCAGUGAGGGGAGCCAGGUUCUCCUUAUCCCUUAGCUGCUCUACCUCCUUCCCCUUCUUCCCUGACUCCAGGCCUGUACCCUUUCAGUGCUGUAAGCUGUAAUAAAUCUUUGUAAAUAA
This is a messenger RNA of Nycticebus coucang (slow loris), 2182 nucleotides long. RefSeq names its product protein phosphatase 1 regulatory inhibitor subunit 1B (gene PPP1R1B). Gene Ontology annotation, biological process: intracellular signal transduction. Gene Ontology annotation, molecular function: protein phosphatase inhibitor activity. Bases 579 to 1133 code for a protein of 184 amino acids. Gene Ontology annotation, cellular component: cytoplasm. The record is from RefSeq and is a predicted model, not a curated record. The transcript is spliced from 7 exons. NCBI's taxonomy places the organism in Eukaryota, Metazoa, Chordata, Mammalia, Primates, Lorisidae.